AUGAGCUUUGGGAUUAACAAGCCAAGCGCCGGCGAGCUCGCGUCACUCUGCGGAUCAUACGACAGGUUUGAGCGCCAAGUCCCUCGCGGCGGCGAUCCCAGGCGGCUGGAUCUUUUGCGCUCCCGGCCGCUGCCGCCGCCGCCGCCGCAGAGCCAGCAGCAAUCCUUCUCGUCCUCGCAAUCCUGGCGAGAAUCUCAGGUCACGGCCAGGGAUCUGGUCCCUCGGCCACUCCCAAUCUGUAGCCGAUCGGACGAUGUGAUCGAGGAACGGCUGGCUGCUCUGGAAAAUCUCGUGGCCGGGGUUGCGGAGAGCGUCAGCUCCAUGCGAAAGUCUCUGGACGAUCAAAAUCGCGAGGUCUCUUUCAUGUUGAAAGAGGAGGAAGGCACCAUCAAACGAGUGGUCGAUCAGAUCCAAGCUGUGCCCGCGAAGCUGUCCGGGGAUCUCAAAGCAGCACUCCGAGAGGAAAUCAAGCAAGCGCUCUUGGAGUCGGACGAAAAAACUGUGAGCCAAUGCAUCCCGUCAAAGGAUCCGAGAGACAAGACUCCGUCAAGUGUGGAAACAAAAGAGAAGAAAGGAUCGAAUAGCAAGAGGAAGUCAGCAAGUGCGGAGGAGCAACGAUCUGACGAUUCCACGACCUUGGAUCUCUAUUCCCCAAGCGCAAAGGAGCUCAAGAAAAUGCGAGACAAGGUCCUCAGAGCUCGAAGGAGCAUUAAGAAACGAGUUUGACGAGAUCCUGGUACG
Molecule: messenger RNA, 741 nt
Organism: Selaginella moellendorffii
Lineage: Eukaryota; Viridiplantae; Streptophyta; Lycopodiopsida; Selaginellales; Selaginellaceae
Exons: 3
Coding region: 1-726 (241 amino acids)
Source: RefSeq, a predicted model, not a curated record